GGGAACUCUUCCUUCGACUACCCAAACAACAUCAAAAUGGGUCGCCUCCACAGCAAAGGAAAGGGUAUCUCCGCCUCCGCGAUCCCUUAUUCGCGCAACCCUCCCUCAUGGCUGAAGACGACCCCCGAGCAGGUCGUUGACCAGAUAUGCAAACUGGCAAAGAAGGGCGCUACUCCCUCUCAAAUUGGUGUUAUCCUAAGAGACAGCCAUGGAAUUGCACAGGUUAAGGUUGUUACUGGUAAUAAGAUCCUCCGGAUCCUGAAGUCGAACGGCCUCGCUCCUGAAAUCCCUGAGGACCUCUACAUGUUGAUCAAGAAGGCCGUCGCUGUCCGCAAGCAUCUUGAGCGCAACCGCAAGGACAAGGACAGCAAAUUCCGUCUCAUUCUCAUCGAGUCGCGUAUCCACCGCCUGUCCCGCUACUACAAGUCUGUUGGUGUCCUCGCGCCCACCUGGAAAUACGAGAGUGCCACUGCCAACACUCUGGUCGCAUAAGCGAAAAGACAAAAGAAAAAAGAUAUGAAAAAUCUUUGGUCGUGAUAUUCGGGUGACAAGUUUCAGGUUCAGAGGAAUUAAUAGCUGGGUAGAAUUUGUUAGGCGGCGGAAUGGUUUUGUUUGGCUAUGUUAAGUAGCUAUGAGAAACAUUUAGAUGAAGCGACGUUCUCGGCGUUAAACGUAUAGGAGCCUCAAUACUCCCGGAUGUUUUCUUUUUACAUUCAUGCCUUGUAUGAUAUUGUAUGAGGAUGUAUCUACCUCCCACAUACAUUAUUCGCCUUUCACAAGCAGACUCGAAAUUCAUAUUGAUACAAGUAUUUUC
Molecule: messenger RNA, 814 nt
Organism: Histoplasma capsulatum G186AR
Lineage: Eukaryota; Fungi; Ascomycota; Eurotiomycetes; Onygenales; Ajellomycetaceae
Product: 40S ribosomal protein S13
Exons: 4
Coding region: 37-492 (151 amino acids)
Biological process (GO): translation
Cellular component (GO): nucleolus; cytosolic small ribosomal subunit; ribosome
Molecular function (GO): structural constituent of ribosome; small ribosomal subunit rRNA binding
Source: RefSeq, a predicted model, not a curated record